CAGAAAACUGUUAUUUUAUGAGCAAAUAAGAAAAACAGGAGUCAUGAUGGGGAUGUAUUUAACAGACCCAGUCCUGGAUAAAACUUAAAGCCAGUUUCUCUUCAACAUAGUGAAAAGGUCACCUUGCCUGGCUGAGAAAAGCAGCAAAAUAUCAGCUUGUCGGCUGCUGUUAGCAUCCUAGCUCUGGCUAGCCUCUUUUCCUUGAUGUUCAAGCCAGUUUGGGAUAUCUAGCUCUAAAGAGAGACAUCCUGUACUCAUGGUAGAUGAUAAGGAAAACAACAUGAAAUGUCUCACCUUCUUCUUGAUGCUUCCAGAGACAGUAAAGAACAGGUCCAAGAAAGGCUCAAAGAAAGCAAGUGGCAGCAGCGGUGGCAGCGGCAGCGGCAGCAGUGGCAGCAAGUUGCCCCCAGUUUGUUAUGAAAUAAUUACCUUGAAGACUAAAAAGAAGAAGAAGAUGGCUGCUGAUAUAUUCCCCCGUAAGAAACCAGCCAACUCCAGCAGCAGCACUGUCCAGCAGUUCCACCAGCAGAAUCUCAGUAACAACAAUGUCAUCCCAGCCCCCAACUGGCAGGGUCUCUACCCCACUAUUAGAGAAAGAAAUGCGGUGAUGUUCAAUAAUGAUUUGAUGGCAGAUGUACAUUUUGUGGUUGGGCCACCAGGUGGGACUCAGCGGUUGCCAGGACACAAAUAUGUCUUAGCUGUCGGGAGCUCUGUGUUCCAUGCAAUGUUUUAUGGAGAACUUGCUGAGGACAAAGAUGAAAUCCGAAUACCAGAUGUUGAACCUGCUGCUUUUCUCGCCAUGCUGAAAUACAUCUAUUGUGACGAAAUUGACUUGGCUGCUGACACAGUGCUGGCCACGCUGUAUGCUGCCAAAAAGUACAUAGUCCCUCACCUUGCCAGAGCCUGUGUUAAUUUCCUGGAGACCAGCCUGAGUGCCAAGAACGCCUGUGUGCUCCUCUCUCAGAGCUGCCUGUUCGAGGAGCCAGACCUGACCCAACGCUGCUGGGAGGUGAUUGAUGCCCAGGCCGAGUUAGCUCUCAAAUCUGAGGGUUUCUGCGACAUUGACUUCCAGACACUAGAAAGUAUCCUCCGCAGGGAAACUCUGAAUGCCAAAGAAAUUGUAGUUUUUGAGGCGGCCCUCAAUUGGGCUGAGGUAGAAUGCCAGCGACAAGAUCUGGCCCUGAGCAUUGAAAACAAACGCAAGGUGCUGGGAAAGGCCCUUUACUUGAUUCGCAUCCCCACCAUGGCGCUGGAUGAUUUUGCAAAUGGUGCUGCGCAGUCUGGAGUAUUAACUCUUAACGAGACCAAUGACAUCUUCCUCUGGUAUACUGCAUCUAAAAAACCCGAGCUGCAGUUUGUGAGUAAAGCCCGCAAGGGCCUCGUCCCCCAGCGCUGUCACCGUUUCCAGUCAUGUGCCUAUCGGAGCAACCAGUGGCGCUAUCGGGGUCGCUGUGACAGUAUCCAGUUUGCAGUGGAUAAGAGGGUGUUCAUCGCUGGCUUUGGGCUGUACGGUUCCAGCUGUGGCUCUGCCGAGUACAGCGCCAAGAUUGAACUCAAGCGGCAGGGCGUGGUCUUGGGCCAGAACUUGAGCAAGUACUUCUCAGAUGGGUCCAGCAAUACCUUCCCUGUGUGGUUUGAAUACCCGGUGCAGAUCGAGCCAGACACCUUCUACACAGCCAGUGUGGUGCUGGAUGGUAAUGAACUCAGCUACUUUGGACAAGAAGGCAUGACGGAAGUGCAGUGUGGCAAAGUGACUGUUCAGUUUCAGUGCUCCUCAGACAGCACCAAUGGCACUGGGGUACAGGGUGGGCAGAUCCCUGAACUUAUAUUCUAUGCUUGAACCGUCCCUUCCUUUAGCAGCUGUGAGGUGUCCAUCUAGGCCCUCCUUGCCUGAUGCUUAGCCCAUCUGCAGAUACGUGAUCAAUGCAGGUAAUUUGUAAUGAAUGAAGCAGUAGGCAGGUUCUAAUUUCUUUGAAACUUUUAAUUAUGUACAGGCUAAAAUGCAGCAUUCCGCUUUUAACUAUAUGCUUAGGAGAGCCAAGUUCUUACUCAGGCUAUGUGGUUUAAAGUUGCGUCUGUAUGCCUAGGGAGAUUACGUGCUUUUCAGGUGCCCCCCCAACCUCCCACUUUUGUACCUCUGAAGAAAACUUUGCAUCACCUUGAAUUUCCUUUGAUGAAUGGAAAUAUGUUGUCUAAAGUAAUAACAUCAACUCCUUUUUAAACAGAACUCCUUCCUCUCAAAAACAACAGCAAAAUAGGUAAACCUCAGUGUACAGUUUUGGAAGAAUGUUUGCUUUGUAACAAGGUAUUUAGAAUGUAAGCAGUGGACCAGUAGCCACGUUGGCUCUCUGUUUCUCAUAUUUGUUGUUUCCGAGCUUUGCUUUUUUAUUUUUUGUUUCCCUAAAUCAUACACUUGUUACAUACUAAGCAGUUCACUCUGUUAGUGUAAAAUAAGAAAGUAAAGAAUUUGGUGUUUGUUUAGGCCAGGACUUUUGCUACAAAGCGGAUUUGUGUUCUUUUAGUGUAGAGGACAAGAUAUAAUGCAGCACUUCUUUUAGAAGCAAUGAAAUUACAUUUUACUGUCAACAGAAAAAAAAAUUCAAUGACAAAUAAGAAUGCGGAGUUUGGAAAAGCCAUCCUUUUUUGCCAGGUAGCUUUGCAAUCCCCCAUUUUUGGCUUGUUUCUAAGUUAUACUGCACAGGAUUCCCGUUCCCUCUCUCCCCAUUAAAAGAGGACCAAACAGUUCUUUAGAGCAAUGGAGUUAGUUUUGUAGCACUACAUAUCAAUGUGGUAAAGUAGUUUUUUAAUUCAUUUUUUAAAAAUUGAAACAUUCUUUAUCUGAUCUUUGACCAUAGUUGAUCUUAUUUGUUGAUUAUGAAUGAGUCUGCUGUUUCUGGACUGCUAGAACCUGGCCUCUGGCCAUCUUAAAGUGCCAAUAUAUGCCUGCAGGGUUUGUGAGAAGUGGUUCGGAGUGACACUGGGUUCUACCUAGUAUUCACCACAUCAGCAUCACAUGCAGCUCUUAUUUGGCCAUGGUAAUGUAAACAAAGAGGGAAAAGCUCACAGUUGUCUCCUUCCAUGAUAGCUUAUGUUGGUUUAGUGCCUGUGACCCUGGCAGUGUCCAGUGUGGUCACUUACAGCUGAAAUAUCCAUGUGUUUCUGGGCAACUUUUCUGCUCAGUGUGAUCCUGAGAUGGCUCCCCCACCACCCAGAGUGUGGUCCCUGGCCGCCUCCUUCUCCUGCUCUGUAAGCCUGAAGCUGGCUUGUCUGGAGCAGGGGCUAGUCCUGGGGUGUGUGUGCCUGCGCAACAUGCGCGUGCAAGUGUGCUUGCCUACUCAGGAACUGCCUCCUCCCUGCCUGGCUAGUGGUGAGUGGGACAGGAAUGGUAUCCCUGCUGGUGCCAGCAAGGCCCAAUGAGUGACUGCUCCUACCCACUGUGCUUCUGGGCCACCUCUUUCCCUGCAGAUACGGGCUUGCGGCCUUCGGCCAGUUUCCCUGGUAGAGGAGAACACUGGAUUAUGGGAACUGUUUUAAUCAUUUUGCCAUUACCUGCAUCUGUCAAUGACAUGACCGAAAGCUGUUGUUACUGGUGACCAGAUGAGUACUCCCAGGACAGCUUUUCAAAAUUAUCUAACAAUUAUUUUCCUAAUAGGGAGAUGACAGGUGGUAGUUUUGGCAAAGCAUCAAUGAAGUAAAUGUACAUUGUAGGUUAAAAAUACUUCUACAAAGGUCUUGUUUUUAAAUUACAGUUAAAUAUUUCAGUAGCUCAUACCUACCAUGUAGAUUGGUAGGCCUGACUGGAAGGCACUUGCUUUUAAACUGAAGGAGAGAAAACUUUGUUUAGCACUGACUGCUUCCUGCCAGAUAGUUGAGCUGGGUGUAAAUGCCCUAGAGGGGCAGCAUCUGGCCCUUGCUGGCUCUCAGUGGUCCUACAACCGAGCUGCCCCUCACUCAGUUAGACAGCUGCUAGGCAAAAGCCAUGCAAGCCUGAUCACUGGGUGAUUGACCUGUGCUUCAAAACUGUGGGUUAGAAUUGGGACAGCUGUACCUAAAAUAAGAUUUUUUUUUUAUAUUCUGGACCCUGUUCUCCUUUCUACAUUUUUAGCAAAAUGAAAGCUAAUGUGCUUGCUCUAGUUUUCUUUGGUAAUUUUGAAUUUCCCUAGAUUUCGAAACUAGAAAACAUUGUUCCUACAAGGGAGGCAGCUCUAAUGUAUAAACACAACUUUGUUAAGCAGAAUGCACUGUAGAUGCUUUUCCCAAUGCACCUGGCGGUCUUUGUCAUUGUUCAUACUGGGGAUAAGGGUAACUAGGCUAGCAGUUCUAAUAUAACAUUCUUUAAUCACAUCUUAAAAUAGUAUUUAAGUAAAUUGUCUAAUUUCUACAUAAUUAUUGCACUGAACUGUCUUUUUUAUUUUAAAGGUGUUUAAAUAAGCUUAGCUAAUUCAAGACACUGUAGCCACUUAUGCACCAGUGUACUUGACUUCAGCAGCUUACAGCAUUAUUUAUGAAGGAAACUAUAUAAAUAUGAAGUACCUCAUGUUGGAUGUUAUUGUACUGUAUUUUUAUGUAACAGUGCAGACCUUGUUAGACACAUGAAUGUGUAUAAUCAUGUUAAAUGCAAAUAAAAUAAAACUGGUUCAUAGA
Nannospalax galili (Upper Galilee mountains blind mole rat) is the source of this 4644-nucleotide messenger RNA. RefSeq names its product BTB domain containing 3 (gene Btbd3). Lineage: Eukaryota; Metazoa; Chordata; Mammalia; Rodentia; Spalacidae. Gene Ontology annotation, cellular component: cytosol. The record is from RefSeq and is a predicted model, not a curated record. The transcript has 4 exons. The coding region runs from base 257 to 1840 and encodes 527 amino acids. Gene Ontology annotation, biological process: dendrite morphogenesis; cerebral cortex development; neurogenesis. Gene Ontology annotation, molecular function: protein binding.